This is a messenger RNA of Ipomoea nil (Japanese morning glory), 499 nucleotides long. RefSeq names its product auxin-responsive protein SAUR50-like. Bases 77 to 499 code for a protein of 140 amino acids. NCBI's taxonomy places the organism in Eukaryota, Viridiplantae, Streptophyta, Magnoliopsida, Solanales, Convolvulaceae. The record is from RefSeq and is a predicted model, not a curated record. Gene Ontology annotation, biological process: response to auxin. The transcript has a single exon.
UCAAUUCAAUUCUUUCUUCAUUUUCUACAAAAGAAAUAUAAUACACAGUCACAUACCCAAAAAGCUGAUUAUUAUUAUGGCAAAGUUUUCCAGAUCAAACGGGAAGAAAAACCUCAAGACUGUGGUACAAUUGUUUCAUAAGAGUUUUCUACCAGACAAGAGGUCAACGUCGACGAAUCAUUCUAACGAGUUGGAGGACUCCAAGGAUGUGGCUAAUGACGUUAAAGAAGGGCAUUUCGCGGUGAUGGCGGUGGACGAUGAGAAGCUCAAGAGAUUUAUCGUUCCGCUGAGUUGUUUGACGCAUCCAUCUUUCUUAAGGCUUCUGGAAAAAGCUGCAGGAGAGUAUGGGUUCGAACAUGAAGGUGCACUCAUGCUUCCUUGUAGGCCAAGUGGGCUGGAGAAGAUUAUUGGCAGGCAAUGGAAGAGCGGCUCAUCGAAACAGGACUGGGUUCUUGUGCGAUUCAAGAACUCUUAUAUGUUUAAAUUAAAUAUAAAGUAG